Molecule: messenger RNA, 8401 nt
Organism: Pygocentrus nattereri (red-bellied piranha)
Lineage: Eukaryota; Metazoa; Chordata; Actinopteri; Characiformes; Serrasalmidae
Product: rho guanine nucleotide exchange factor 4-like
Exons: 16
Coding region: 16-7635 (2539 amino acids)
Biological process (GO): intracellular signal transduction
Molecular function (GO): protein binding; guanyl-nucleotide exchange factor activity
Source: RefSeq, a predicted model, not a curated record
UGACUGACAGAGGAGAUGGAGAGGCGCACGGAGGAGGAGGAAGAGGAAGAGGAGGAGGAGGAGGAGGAGGAGGAGGAGGGAGGUCCAGGAGAAAGUGUGGAUGAUGAAGUUCAGCUGCGGCGCCUGUCCUGCUCGCCGGAGCUCUACGCAGCGGCCAAGUUCAGCCUGGCCGCCUAUGUGCUCUGCUGGACUCUGCUGGCUCUGCUCCAGAGGCUGAGAAGAGGCGCCGCUGGACCGCAGGUGCAGGAAGCUCUUGAGGAAGCACCAAGUGACCCAGGUGGAGCAGACGAGUGCGAGUUAGGCUCAGAGUCAUGUAGGUGGAGAGAACGUGCGUCAGACGGUUCAGACUGGCACCGUGACUCGUGGGACGGAGAAGACGGCUUUUCAGCACUCCUGGGGGCUGAGCAUCUUUACACUGGAUGGCGUUUGGAAAACGGACUGGAAGCAGAGGAACGCAGAACGCAGCAAGGAGAGAACUGCAGAGGGACUCUGAAGGAACCACGAAUCUGCAGCACCCUUAACACAGAGCAACUGAACCAACAACACAGAAACACAGAGAACACAGACAUAGAGGAGCUGUGUGCAGAACACACAGUCAUACACACCACCGAGGACUUGAAUAUACAGCACCUAAAAACUCACAGCGCAAACCGAGAGGGACCCAAUACAGACCGCAUAAACACGCACAACAGAGACAUAGACGAACCGAGCAUCAUACACAACACAGCGGACUUUAAAACACAGGAUGCAAGCACAGAGAACUCAGGCACUUCAGGCGCAGACCACAAAGAAACUCAUAGUAACGAGGGCAUAAGUCCACAAAACGCAGUCAAAAAAGACGAUAGGCCAGAAGAAGCCACAAGUCAAAACGUUGUGAGCUCACCAGUUCCAGACAACACAAGUGCACAUUGUGCAGAAACAGAAUGCAAAGACUUUACAGGUGCACGCACAGCGCAGGAGGAGAGAAAAGGCAACAGUGAUGCGCACAGUGAGAGACAACACUGUAAAACCUGUAAAGAUGUGCAUUACAAUGUCAACACUGGUUUACAGUGGACAGAUGAAUGUAGUUUAGAUGAUAUAUAUGAAUGUAUUAAUAUAAACAGAAAUGAAAGGUUACACAAUGAGGGCCCAUCAGGAAUACAUGAGUCGGGCAACCCAGAGGUAGAAACUGAAGCAACCACCCUGACACGUUGCUCUCAGAACCCAGACAUAUGCUGCAAAGAUACUCAAAGCACAGAGACAGUGGGCAAUAGAAUAGAAACACACUUUAUAAAAGCAUUUAGCGUCACAAAUACAGGUAACACAGGACAGAUUACACACUGCCAGCCAAGCCGUUCCCUCCACUCAGACACACGGAGUACAGAAACACACAAUACAGGUCACAGAGCACAACCUUCUCAGGCUAGCCCAGAUUUGCAUCACAGAAACACAAUCAGCCCAGUCCGAGCGCAAAUCGACGGCAAAACAGAUGAGUACAGUUCACACCGCUACAGUGGUGAGGACAGUCACACCGAGAGGCAUAGCUUACAGGUGACAGGGAGGUGUGGCAAACAUACCUCAGACGAAGCUGACCAUUCGGACGUGAGUGAAACAUGCUCUGUAUGCAGACACAGCCUAGUUAGUCCCGGUACGCAAACUGGUGAGAGCGGAAGGGACCUAAGCACACAAGACACUUUACUUGUUUACAAAACAGAAGCCUCACAGGACAUAACAGGCUCUGCCGAAAGUUCAGACAGGCCGGGCCAGAACGCUGGGACAGCUAAGGUAUACAGCUCAACUAACUGCACUAGGCAACAUGCACAGGCACACCUGCAUGCCUGUAGUCGCAGCACAUGGACUCAAGACACUUUAUCGAGUGUCCAGCCACAGACUAUGCCAGCAUGUUCAGUUGCUGAAAGAGCACCCUCAGAGCAGAUUGUGAAUACUUCAAUUCCUGAGCUGAUCCACCCUGAAAGGACAGAGGAUACAGAAGAGAAGAGGAAGAUAGACUCUUGUGUACCACCCAUUGGAAGAGAUGCUGUUGAUUUUCAGGAGAGGCACCAGCAAUCAGAACACAAGAUCCUGACACCAUCCUGCUCUAGAGACUUUGAGGAUUUUGCCCAAACCUUCCAGCUAAAUUCCCAACACUCAGAACAACAGGUUGAGGUCACCCCAACUGAGAUAAAUGGGUCAGGAUUGUUUCUGGCUAAAGAGUUUGAACUGCCAUUGACUGUGCAGGACAGCGACAGAGGACCCUUGGCUGAGGAGCGGAGACACAGAGAGGAAGAGAAAGCUCUCUCUUCCUGCAGCCUCUCACUACAGCCUGGAUCUCUGGAAAAACCUGCAGAUCCUCUGCCCCUCCUACUUCUCACAAACAGUGACCUCAAGACAAUCAAUUCCCAGAGCCAAGGGCUCUUGCAGUCCUCUAAUCUGACUUUAGAAAAAGACAGAUCAUGUUACUCCAUUUCUGUGGAGGAGAAGGUAGAGGAUAGGAGCCAGGCAUUAGCAAGGUCCAAGGAAAAGGACUCUAAAUAUGCACAGAGAGUAGAAACACAGCUCUUUCCACCUCAAUCAGCCAUACAUUCAGCAGAGUUUUCUGCAGAGAGUUUAACUAGCACAGGCACCCCACAUAGCACUGUUGAAAUAUAUGAUCCUCUAUUUAUUGAACGCACACAUAGUCACAUACAUGAGCAGCCUAUAGAUCCUUUGGAGAAACAGACACUGGUCAUUGAUUUGGAACACAUUGAUUCUCCUCACUCAGAUAUCACAGUGACCCUGUGUCCGGAAACCAGCGCUGCUGAGAUUACUGUAGACCCCCACCAAACUGGCUUGCUAACUCAGGAUUUCCCAGGUCCUGAGUUGGAUCAGCCUUGUCAAAACCUUGCUGUGUCCACUAACACAACUUUGGACUCCACUCCAGAGGUCAAAGAAGCAGCAACUAUCGAGAGGUCUUACUUCUCAGGUUGUGACCGGUGGCUGGAGCCUUUUUCCAAUGGUCCAGAGAGCGACUCUGAAGGCAGUGACCAAACAGACUCUCUCAGUCAAGACAAGCCUGAUCACUCAGUCUCUGGGCAGGGUUUGGCUGUUUCGGAAGGUUCAAAGAAGUCCUCGGAUCUGAUCUUGCAUCUAGAAUACGAGCCAUACUGGAGCAGUGAGGAUUCAGCUGUUUCUGGGCUUGGUGAAGACUUUCACUCUGACUUCUCACAGCCACAGGUGGAGAACCUUCCGCAAAAACACUCCCUUGGUAAGAACACGUGCUUAUAUCUAGAAGGCAGUGUAGAGAAUGCUGACCCAGAUCAUUUAGACUCAAAAGCUUGUGCAGGCACAGAUCUCGUACAGUCGGUUCAUGCUGGAGUGGAUCACUUGACACAUUCUGCGCGCUGCAAAGAUAAUCACCAGAGACAUACGCACACAUCUCUCUGCACAGACUGUGUACAAGAGGCUGAUUUGGACUGCUCUUUGCCAAGCCAGCCGAGGUCUGAGGUUUUUGAAACCCCAGCAAGUUGUCUGGAGACAAAGGGUCAUCUCCAGCCAGACAAAGAGCAAACGGUCUCCCAGUCUCUCCAGGCUUCCUGUUCUGUACUCCAGGAGAACAGAAUAGACUCACACUUUAAAGAAAUAUUUAGCAUCCCAGUCGCAGAAAAGGGUAAAACAGAGCACACUGCAUGUUGCCAGCUGAGCCACAACAGUGUAGACACACAGAAUACAGAAACACACAAUACAGGUCAAAGAUCACAGUCCACUCAGGCUAUAAACCUAGAUAUACACCACAGAAGCACAAUCAGCACUGAUACCGAGAACAACCGUGAUAGGUACAGAGAAGCGGAAGACAACAGAGCAUUCAUACAAUCCACAGUGUGGGCAGCACACAGCCCAGCCCCAGGCCUGCUCCCUUCCCGAAGCCUGGAGCCUAUUCCAGAGACAGAGCGCUGCUUGGAGUACUGCGCUACUCCUGAGGAUGAGGCUUCUCUAAGUGACGAGAAAGCAGAAGCCGAGCAAACGUUGAGCGUAGAGAUGAAGCCUGCUGAGUCCGAUCGGGACGUCCUCGGGGUUACCUCAGGCAUGCUGUCAUCCAGCAUCUCCGAAGGAUGUGAAGGAAAGACGGAGGUCCAGCCGUGUCCUACUCUCUCAGACCAGAACAGAGUCAUGUGCCCACAGCCUGUCGACGUUGUCCCAGCCAAGAGUCCGGCAACAGCCUCUGUGGAGCUGGAUACAAGCAGCAUCAAUAGCGAAGAUCUGGAGGAGCCGCGAUCUCCUCCUGCAGGCAAAUCACACAAAUCCACAAGGACUAAAGCCAAGGCCUCCAAAUUCUCCGUCUUUGCCAAAAUGCCUUCUUUCAGGCGAGGAAAGAGUGCGUCAAGAGAUGGCAAUGGCAGUAAGGGCCACUCGCCUGAGGGAGGGGUGGUGGACCUCCUUGUUUACAGGAGUCACCUGAUCCAAACUCCAGAUUUAGCACAAGACCUAGAGGAUCAAGCUGACAAUUCAGACGAUGAAGUCUUCUACAGGAGUGAUACAGUGAAUCAGACAACGCACCAGGUGUUGUCUGGUAGCCAGGUAGACACAGAAGAAGAAGAGGAGAGGGAUGAUGAUAGUUCACUCCCUCUUAGCUCCACAGCAUGCACAGGCCAAAUUCAGGAUGUAUCCGACCAAAGGACUGUUGAGACCGAGGCAAGUGGAGUCACAGACACUGUCAAGCAAAGCACUGCUAGUGAAUGUUCAAGCUACAGGAGGAGCAAGAGCACAGAGGGCCUAAGCCUUCGCCUGCGUUUCGCCCAGGCGCACAAGUCCCUGUCCAGCCUUUUUGAGUCUCGCUCCUUGGACAAAGACAGUGAGGAGCGGGAAUCACGACCAGAGGCUGAGGAAGUGCGUCCCAAACCCUCAUGGAGGAAGCAGAAACGGGCAAAGGAGACAGAGCUCCUGAGACGCACCAUGUCUGUUCCAGAUGCAGAUGGACCUAAAGUCACUCGGUUGAUCCACACUGAUUACGCAUCCCAGACAACGCAGGAACGGCUUGGCCAACAGGGGGCAGCACAAUGCCACACCGACCCUCUAAGCAAGCGUGCAAUCUCCCAGGACGGUAUUGAAGGUUCCCCACAGGGGUCCAAAUCAGAAGGACGCAGGAGAAAGUGCCCUCCAAACGGUCUGUCAAUCUCUUUCUCAGACUCUGGCCGCUUGUCAUCUGAUGACUCCUCCGAGGCCCCACCGCCAGGUGACUCCAGUCCACUCUCGCCUGUGAGCCCCUUGACUCCCUCCACACUGGCCAGUCAGCUCUCUCCGUCCUGGUACAAAUCAUCGCCAAACACCAGUGACAACGCAGAGUCUCCUAUGAGGCCCAUGAGCCCCAAACCAAACAGUCCCAGGUCCUCAGGGUCAAGGCGAGGGUUCCGUUACCCUUCAUCUCGGGCCAACACCCUCUCUCUGAUUCUCAUGGGACAGGGAGGGAGUGUCUUGGAUCCUCCGGAAAGACCCAGGACCCUUAAACCUAAAGUGGGGCGCCAGGGAUCACUUAGCCCCCUGAGCUCCAGCUGGCCCCUGGAGGACAGCGGUGCAGACAGUCAGUCUCAGGUCAGCCUGGUCACUGCCAGUGAGUUGGAGCUGAAGGCGUCUCCGGUCAGCGUUCGAGGGUCCAGUCAGUCGGGGGCGAGGCAGACCGUGGACAGCUCUCCGAGUCCCGCUGGACCCUUGAGCCCCAGCCCCAGACUCAGACCGGUAUCCACAGGCCGCAGGUUACCACGGAAACGCUGUUGCUUGGACGACCUGUGGAUCGAGGAGGAGAAGAGGCGGGAGAGGAGGCUGGCCAGAGCCGCACUGACCAAACUUCGGGCCCGUCCACCUGAGGACAGAGAGAAAACAGGUGUCCAGCUCUCUCGCUCCACUGUGGAGGUUUUUCCUGGGAUGCCCCUCAGGGCUCUGAGCUUCUCCCACAGCGCCCCCACCGGCCUGGACUGCCUCAGCUGGAGACGACACAUGUCCUACCCCUCGGUGAUCUUGCCCGAUGGGGCUCCAGAGAAGUUGGGUGCGGGUGAUGAAGCAGGCAGUGAGGAGGACCUCUACGAGGACUUACGCUCUUCUGGACACCGCUUCGGUCAUCCAGGAGGAGCAGGGGAGCAGCUGGCCAUAAAUGAGCUGAUCAGUGAUGGCAGUGUGGUGUAUGCCGAGGCGCUGUGGGACCAUGUCACCAUGGACGAUCAGGAGCUGGGCUUCAAAGCAGGCGACGUCAUCGAAGUAGUUGAUGCCACCAACAAGGAGUGGUGGUGGGGCCGCAUCCUGGACAGCGAGGGCUGGUUCCCUGCCAGCUUCGUCAGGUUGCGAGUGAAUCAGGAUGAGCCCAUGGAGGAGUACCUAGCUCAGCUGGAGGAGGCUCAGGAGGAGAACAGUGCCGGGAUGGCACUGCUGUUGGGGCCAGGACUGCCCUGCAAGGAGCAGAUGAGGACCAAUGUCAUCAACGAGAUCAUGAGCACAGAGAGGGAUUACAUCAAACACCUGAAGGACAUCUGCGAGGGUUACAUAAAGCAGUGCCGGAAGCGCAUGGACAUGUUCACAGAGGAACAGCUGUGCACCAUUUUUGGCAACAUUGAGGACAUCUACCGCUUCCAGAAGAAGUUUCUAAAAUGUCUGGAGAAAAAGUUCAACAAGGACGAGCCCCAUCUCAGCGAGAUCGGCUGCUGCUUCCUAGAGCACCAGACAGAUUUCCAGAUCUACUCGGAAUACUGCAAUAACCAUCCGAAUGCCUGCGUCCAGCUUUCCAAACUCAUGAAGCUCAACAAGUACGUCUUCUUCUUCGAGGCGUGCCGCCUGCUCCAGAAGAUGAUCGACAUUUCUCUGGACGGCUUCCUCUUGACCCCUGUCCAGAAAAUCUGCAAGUACCCCCUCCAGCUGGCAGAGUUACUGAAGUACACCAACCCCCAGCACAGGGACUACAAAGAUGUGGAGGCAGCCUUAAAUGGGAUGAAGAACGUGGCCAGACUGAUUAAUGAGAGGAAAAGGCGUCUGGAGAACGUGGAUAAGAUUGCCCAGUGGCAGAGCUCCAUAGAGGACUGGGAGGGAGAGGACAUCCUCAGUAGGAGCUCGGACCUGAUCUACUCAGGAGAACUGACAAAAAUCUCACCGCCUCAAGGGAAGAGUCAGCAGCGCAUGUUCUUCCUCUUCAACCACCAGAUGGUUUACUGUAAAAAGGAUCUGCUGCGGAGGGACAUCCUGUACUACAAGGGCCGGGUAGACAUGGACCAGAUGGAGGUUUUGGAUGUGGAGGACGGGAAGGACAAAGAGCUGAACGUGAGCGUGAAAAACGCACUGAAACUGCGCUCGCCUAGCGGCGACGAGGUGCACCUGCUCUGCGCCAAAAAGCCUGAACAGAAACAGCGCUGGCUCCGAGCCUUCAGAGACGAGAGGGAACAGGUGCAGCACGACCGCGAGACAGGUUUUUCCAUCACUGAGGUGCAGAAGAAACAGGCCAUGCUGAACGCCUGCAAAAGCCAUCCAGCUGGGAAGCCCAAAGCAGUGAACAGGCCCUACUACGACUUCCUGCUGCGUCAGAAACACCCCACACUGCCCACCAGUCUGCCCCAGCAGCAGGUCUUCAUGCUGGCUGAACCCAAACGCAAGAGCUCCAACUUCUGGCACAACAUCGGCAGACUGACCCCUUUCAAGAAGUGAACACCAGAGAGAGAAAUAGAAGCAAAGAGAACUCUCAGCUUGUGCCUGAACUUACUUGCCCUUAUAUCCUCAUUCAGUUAAUAUUGUUAUUAUUAUUAUUAUUAUUAUUAUUAUUAUUAUUAUUAUUACUUGUUUUUUUUAUUUCAGUUGUCAUUGAUGUACUUACACAGAUUUACUGUAAUGAUGAACAUGAUGUUUAUGUUGAAUCUCUUUCUUUUUUGGAGAAAGCACUUUAUAAGGUGGUUACAAUCAGACGGUGACUGGCCCCCCUGGACAGUGUGAAUAUUUUUAGGGGGGGGAGGAUCUUUCCAGAGGACUGUAGCUCCUGUUUCUUUUGAGGACUUUACUGAUACACACUAACAUUACUAGUGUUGUUUUUUUUUUGUUUUUUUUGUUCACGUCAACAAAUGCCAAUUGUACACAGUGACAGACGAGUUUGCUCUCUUAUUUAAGUUUGUUCACUGUCGGUCAAGGAAAAGGUGAAGACGGUCUUGAUGGGUUGCCUCCUGUUUGGGGGACUGAAGAGUUUUUAACCAUUGUACGUCCGCAGUACGUGUUUUUUGGGCAAGACUUCCCAUUGUUUUAAUGAAAAGCCUGAGGAACCCAAAGACGUUGCUUUGAGCUACUUCAACCACAUUUUGUUAAUAUGUACAUAUUCCAUAAGCCUCUUAAAUGGAUCUUAUCUGGUUUCUCGCUGUGUUCCUUUAGCCUUAUCCUGAUGCCCUGUACACAUGAGUAUGGAAUUAACUUCUUUUUGGAAGUGCCA